Messenger RNA from Histoplasma mississippiense, 525 nucleotides. RefSeq lists its product with no specific name. The record is from RefSeq and is a predicted model, not a curated record. The transcript is spliced from 4 exons. NCBI's taxonomy places the organism in Eukaryota, Fungi, Ascomycota, Eurotiomycetes, Onygenales, Ajellomycetaceae. The coding region runs from base 1 to 525 and encodes 174 amino acids.
AUGACCUCCCACCGGACUACCACUGGGUACACGAGUAAUGUUCGGACCCAAAACAUAACCGAACGCCCUUGUCUCACGAGAGUAUCUGAGAACUUUACGGAGUCCGGGCUCACAGUGGUUAUUUGGGGUUAUUUGGGGAGGGUUCUUGGUGGCGUUAUAACCCAUGUUACUAGCGAAUCCCCCAAAAUAACCGAGUUACACCGAUGGGUUUCGCCGAAAGGCCCUGAGCGCGACACUGGACUUUCUCAACAAGCGACAAGGGAAUCGAUUCGUGCAGUGGCCAAUUUAAGCUUCGAACACCGAAGCGCCGUCACCAGCUUCGCGGAACAUGCAUUCUUGGCGACGACAACAAGCAGCUAUCAACCAGGUGGGGCGAGCGGAUGGACAGGGGAACUUGAAUCCGGGUCAAAAUUUCUGAGCGUGGUUUCAGCCAACAUUUUAUUUCUGAACUUUGAACGCUGGUGGGGCCUGAUUGAAACUGACCAGUGCCAUGCUCAGUCGGGUACAGUGACGAGUUUGCGCUGA